UGAGGAGUGCUGGCGGGGCUACCUGCACACUCAAGUAGAUGAUGGCAAGUCUGCCGUACAGACUCGCUGUCCCCAGCACAAGUGCAGCAUGGUAGUGCCUCCGCGCUUUUUCUACGACUUCUGCGACGAGGAGAGGCAGAAGAAGUAUCAGGAGUGGCGUUUGCGAACAUAUGUGGAUGAGAAUGCGUCAGUCAAGUGGUGUCCCAACCCCGUGGGCUGUCAGUACGCCUGUGAGUACCAGGGAGUUGAGAUUGUUGAAAUUCAUUGCCAUUGCUGCUUCAUUUGGUGCUGGGCCUGUGGCGAAGAAGCUCACAAGCCCGCAAGCUGCAAGACGGUGAAUCAAUGGAAUGUCAAGAACAGCGCGGAGUCUGAGAACAUCAGCUGGAUCAGAGCUCACACGAAGAAGUGCCCAAAGUGUCACAAGCCCAUUGAGAAGAACCAGGGCUGUAACCACAUGGUCUGCUCAAAGGCUGGUGGCUGUGGCCAUGAGUUCUGCUGGCUGUGUUUGGGCGAGUGGUCAUCUCACGGGACUUCAACUGGCGGGUACUACCAGUGCAACAUUUAUGACAAGCAGUCCAAGGAGGGCAAGCACGCAGACGAGGAAAAAAGCAGGCUGAAAGCCAAACACGCCCUCGACAAAUAUAUGUUCUAUUUUGAGCGCUUUAUGGACCACGAUCGUGGCAUGAAGCUCACUGUCACAGAGGAGCAGGACAUCGAGGGGAAGGUCCAAAAGCUGCACGAUGAGCAUGGCUUCGAGAUCAUCGAGCUGCAGUUUCUCUACGAUGCGCUUCGGCAAGUUCGAGCGUGUCGGCGAGUCCUGAAAUGGACCUACGUUUAUGGUUACUAUUUGGAGGACUCCAAGGAGAAGAAUCUUUUUGAAUACUUGCAGAAGAAUCUGGAGGAGAAGACUGAUGCCCUCCACGAAAUGCUGGAGAAGGACUUCGACAAGAUAUUCUUUGACCAGGAGAACCAGCUGACCAGCGGUUCCGCGGAGGCCCACAAGAAGUUCAUGGACUUCCGUAUGACGGCCACGAACUUCACCAAUGUCACCCAGAAGUUUCUGAUACAGAUCCUGAAUGACUUAGGAUCUGACAUUGGUCUGGGCCAGAGACUGUCUUCGAGCAGUUCCAUGUGAUGUUUAAAGGCCGCAGUCUGCAGUCCCCACUGCUGAUCCCGAAGCCUCU
Molecule: messenger RNA, 1184 nt
Organism: Effrenium voratum
Lineage: Eukaryota; Dinophyceae; Suessiales; Symbiodiniaceae
Source: the annotation of a GenBank genome assembly